GACAAAGUGAAGAUGGCGGAUUUGUUAAGGGCCAAUUUGUCUGAGGAGAAACAUUCAGAAGAUGUCAACAAGGGACAAAUAAUGCGUUCAUGCAAUAAGGCAUCGAGGAGUGAUAAAGCUGCCCCUGUGACAGAAAGGACGGAAACCUUAGGCUUUUAUGAUCGACCUCCAGGGAAGGGGGAGAAGCAGGAGAACUCAGGCAUAGAGGACACAGGCGAGCCGUCCCUGCUCAGGUUCAUGUGCGCCGAGCUGACCAGGGGCUACUUCCUGGAGCACAAUGAGGCAAAGUACAUGGAGCGCAGAGAGAAGGUCUACACAUGCAUGAGGGUCCCCAAAGAGCUGGAGAAGCUGAUGCUCUUCGGCUUCUUCCUGUGCCUGGAUGCGUUCCUCUAUGUGUUCACCCUACUGCCCCUCCGGACAUUGCUCGCUCUCCUCCGGCUGCUCACCGUUCCCUGCUGCGGCCUUGGGGCACACAUUUGUCCAUUCUGCAGAAGGAGCAGCAGUUCUCGGUUCCUGCAGCCAGCACAGGUGUGUGAUCUGCUGAAGGGUCUGAUCAUGGUGCUGUGUUGCUCCAUGAUGCACUACAUCGACUACGCCAUGAUGUACCACCUAAUCCGGGGCCAGUCCAUUAUCAAACUCUACAUCAUUUACAACAUGCUGGAGGUGGCAGACCGUCUCUUCUCGUCCUUUGGACAGGACAUUCUAGAUGCUCUUUACUGGACAGCUACUGAGCCGAAGUCCAGGAAAAGAGCUCACAUUGGAGUUAUUCCCCACUUUAUUAUGGCCGUGUUCUAUGUUUUCCUGCAUGCCAUCCUCAUCAUGGUGCAGGCAUCCACACUAAACGUGGCAUUCAACUCACACAACAAGUCUCUGCUCACCAUUAUGAUGUCCAACAAUUUUGUGGAGAUCAAAGGAAGCGUCUUUAAAAAGUUUGAGAAAAAUAACCUCUUUCAGAUGUCUAAUAGUGAUAUUAAGGAGCGCUUCACCAACUAUGCACUGCUACUCAUUGUGUGUCUCAGGAACAUGGAGCAGUUCUCGUGGAACCCAGAUCACCUGUGGGUACUGUUGCCAGAUGCCUUCAUGGUGGUCACCUCCGAGGUCACUGUAGACAUCGUAAAACACGCUUUCAUCACCAAGUUCAACGACAUUACUGCCGACGUGUACAGAGAAUACAAAGCCAGUUUGGCCUUUGAGCUUGUCAGCAGCCGUCAGCAGAACGCAUACACAGACUACAGCGACUCUGUAGCCAGAAGAAUGGGCUUCAUCCCCUUGCCUCUGGCUGUUCUGCUGAUUCGUGUGGUGAUGAGUUCACUGAAGAUCCAGGGUGCUCUCUCCUCUGUCUGUCUGCUGCUCUUCUACCUGGGAAUGAUCACACUUAAAGUGCUCAACAGUAUAGUUCUGCUGGGUAAAUCCUGUCGCUACGUCAAAGAGGCUAACAUGGAGGGCAAACUGUUUGACAGAACCAGCACGACACCAAAAAAGAUGCCCAGCAAAACCAAAGAUGCCCCGCCCUCAGGUGAGCCGAAGCCAUGGUGUCCCUCCCCAUCAAUCACAAAGCAACCCACCCCACGAGCAACAUGGCCACUCCACCCGACUCAGUCCCCUGUACGCAAGGAGAGCAGUGAGCCAUCUCUCGAGUGCCCCCCCAAACCACCAGAGGGCAGCAGCGACACACCUCCAGAGCUCAAACACCGAGCCCCAAAGAAAGACCUGCUGGAGAUUGACCGCUUCACUAUAUGUGGUAACCGUAUCCUCUGACCACUGUAGUUUUUGCACAGGCACAAGAGCCAGACACUUGGUCGUCAGUGUCAGUGUCUCAGAGUCUGGUGAGAGAUACCUGACUACUCUGAGAAAUCUGCAGGGGGGAAGAUAACGGGAAGCUAGGAGCGGUCCAGUGACAUGAGGAGCCUGCCUGCCCAUGGCAGACUAGAUCACAGCAUGUGACGGUACAGAAUGAAAAAUGGAAGCCUGCUCUGUCUGUUUUUGGAUUUGGAGAGCGAGAGGUGCAGCUCAUCAAUGCAGUGAAUCUGCGUUGUCAUAAACAUUUUUCCAUAACUGGAAAAGAUGGUUUUGGAGAAGUUAACUUUUGUCAUUCCAUCAAACAUUGAGGGCCAAAAUGCACUUUGUAGUAGAAUUAAAAUUUCACAUUAAAAUUAGUUUAAAAUAAAUUAUUUCUAUAAAGCACUGGUCCAAGUCUUCAGGCAUAGGUAUGCUAUAUUAUCUGCAUAGUUGGUAGAGAUAGUGCCUCAUUUAUUUUCUCACAUUUACAGGCUUGUAUUUGGGCACAAACAUGGCCCAAUGCUUUGUCCAGACCACAGCAAAAAAGACUCCAAAUAACAGGGAGUCUUCUCUUCACAUUAUAGUCCACCCUUAACUGUGCAGAGUGACCCUUAACUGUUUUCCUAACAUUUCAUCAAGUAUUACAGGGAAUUUGUCUUGUGCAUGUCAUUUGUCUUGUUCCAAAUAGCUUUGGCCAUGAUAUAGUCAUUACGCUAGUUUUCACAGAUGCUAAAAAUUUCAGUCAUGGAGUAUCAAAGUGCCACACUGUUAUGACCAUAUUUGGAAAGCUAUUGAUGUAGCACAGCAUUAGGGAAGGGGAAUGGUGGUGGCUGUCCGUAUGCCAAGUUGCCUCUGCGCCCCUAUCUCGCUUAUUGUGAAGGCUACAUGAGCACAGCCAAACCAGCUGACAAACUCGCAAUGACUUUUCACAUUGUAUUAAGUUGCACAAUAGAAGGUUCUAGAAAUAUUUGGGUUUGGUUCGACAUGCAUGAAAUUCUCUCCCAUUUUUACAUCAGUGUCUGAGACGACUAGAACAAGUUAAAUUAGCGUGUUUCAUGUGCAGGAAUUUUCAGUGAUUUGUGGUUUAAUAUCCAUCGUUCAUAUUAUCUUUGAAAAGUAACAGUAAGCUAAAAUUAUUUGUUUGAUCAGAUGCUAAUUUAGUUCAGCUAUAUUACAAUUCUGUUGUAAUACACACCAUACAGUUAAUGUGGGUAGUGUUUGGGUUUGUUCUUUUCUUUCUUUUUUCUUUUUUUUUUUAUUUUGCAGUAAAGUGAUGUAUGAAGGUGCAAAUCAAAAAUUAAUUAUCCAUAGAUCCAUAUCUAGCUAUGAAGUCAUUUGUCUUUAAUAUGUCACGGGUUUGAGGCAGUGUUUGCUUUGGGGCAAGAAAUGUGCUUACCUAUGGACAUUUAUUUAAGCAUUUAAAACACUUGUACAAGGUUUUACCCAUCAUAAGCAUUCCUACAAGCAUCAUGUUGAUGCAUUAGGUGUUGAAAUUGGCACGGUUCCGGUUGUGCUGGUCUCACUGAGCAUUUUCGUGCUCUAAUGCUUCUUUUUGAUGUGCCAUUUUACUAGAAGUGCAGGGAAAUGUCUCACUAAUUUCAUAUGUUCCCAAUCGAAGACUUGUUAAUUUAAAUUUGUAUGUAACCACCUCAUUUUUUGGAAUGGCUAAUAAAGUUAUUUUGUAAUGUAUACA
Molecule: messenger RNA, 3472 nt
Organism: Electrophorus electricus (electric eel)
Lineage: Eukaryota; Metazoa; Chordata; Actinopteri; Gymnotiformes; Gymnotidae
Gene: tapt1a
Product: transmembrane anterior posterior transformation 1a
Biological process (GO): positive regulation of cilium assembly
Cellular component (GO): ciliary basal body; endoplasmic reticulum membrane
Source: RefSeq, a predicted model, not a curated record